AUGGUUGUUUCGAGAUGGUAUGGGAGAGAAGGGUUGGUGGAAACAAACAUCUGGGAACUGCGACCGAAAAAUGGCGUGGGCAAUAUCUGCCGUCGUGAUUCAAUGAGCGUCGGUGGGCGCGUGCGAGGUGCCGUCGGCGGCGGCGUGGGCGGUCGGGAGCGCGUGCUGCGGCUUCCACGUGGCCGGCGCCGUGCCCUGGCGCCUGGUGGCCCUGCCCGCGCCGCGCCGCAGCAGCUUCCUCCUGCGGGGCGCCGCGCCCGCGCUGCCAGAAAACGCCUUCAGCUGGAGGGGCGAGGAGCCGCAGAGAGUGAAGCAGCCACGCAGCGCCUUGCCGCAGAUUCGCCCACUCGGCAGACAGAGGAGAAACGCAACGCGCGCCCAGUGGAACGUUCAGUUUUUCAUGCUAAUGUGGCCAAGGGUGAAGGAUUUGGAAAGAAGGAAAUUAAUUCUAGGAGAUCCUCGCUUUUAGAUAAAAGGCAACGUUGCCCUUGCCGAAUACGUGCCAACCCAUCCUAA
Molecule: messenger RNA, 516 nt
Organism: Gryllus bimaculatus (two-spotted cricket)
Lineage: Eukaryota; Metazoa; Arthropoda; Insecta; Orthoptera; Gryllidae
Source: the annotation of a GenBank genome assembly